This is a messenger RNA of Quercus robur (English oak), 767 nucleotides long. RefSeq lists its product as uncharacterized. NCBI's taxonomy places the organism in Eukaryota, Viridiplantae, Streptophyta, Magnoliopsida, Fagales, Fagaceae. Gene Ontology annotation, biological process: mitochondrial respiratory chain complex IV assembly. Gene Ontology annotation, cellular component: mitochondrial inner membrane. Bases 118 to 432 code for a protein of 104 amino acids. The record is from RefSeq and is a predicted model, not a curated record. The transcript has 3 exons.
UAACAAUUUCGCUUUUUCCUCUCUUUCUCACGUAUAAAUUGGAAAUUGCUGGAAAACCAGACCAUUGCCUUUCUCUCUCUCUCUCUCUGAAUUCAAGUUUCAAUCUUUCUCUGUGCAAUGGCAGAAUCCAAGACCAAGCUUGAAUCUUUAAGGGAAUGGGUUGUGGACCACAAGCUUCGAACUGUUGGUUGUCUAUGGCUUAGUGGAAUUACGGGUUCGAUUGCCUACAAUUGGUCUCAACCUACAAUGAAAACCAGUGUCAAGAUCAUUCACGCUAGGUUGCAUGCUCAGGCGCUUACGCUGGCUGCACUAGCUGGUGCUGCAGUAGUUGAAUUCUAUGAUCGCAAGGCAAAGGCGGGUGCGGGAGGGGAACCGAAGGAUGAUCGAUACUCUAAGUUCCUUCCAAUUGAUACUUACGCACACAAGGAUUAAGCGAAGUUUCCAGCUAACUGGAUUGAGUACAAUCUGCUAGGAAUAUACAGAUGGAGGAUAAAUAAAAAUAUUUGUAUGGGAAACACUGUGUUAUGUCUCCUUCCCAGGAUAUUGUUUUUGGCAAUUGUAUGAGGUGUUUCGUACCACAGUGUUCUAAUAUGCAAUUAUGGUAGUUUGCAGUAAUCUCACAGAGAGGUAAAUUUGGCAUCAAAUUCAAACAAUCAAAAAAAAAAAAAUUCAAUUCUUUAUACACAGUUCAUAAUGUGUUGUAUUUGCUAGAAUCUGAUGUUCAUUUGUACUGGAUUCAGAAAUGACUGUUAAAUCUUUUUUUGUUA